Messenger RNA from Ogataea parapolymorpha DL-1, 885 nucleotides. Its product is annotated as Protein PRY1. Bases 1 to 885 code for a protein of 294 amino acids. The record is from RefSeq and is a predicted model, not a curated record. The transcript has a single exon. Gene Ontology annotation, cellular component: extracellular region. Lineage: Eukaryota; Fungi; Ascomycota; Pichiomycetes; Pichiales; Pichiaceae.
AUGAAGCUUUCAUCAAUUGUCACAUUCUGUGUCUUGGGACACCUGGCUACUGCCGCUCCCUUUUUUCAUCUCAAAAGAGAAGCAGAUCCAAAAUUAGUUGUUGUGACACAAACAGUUAAGAAGACCGUUGUCAUCACUCCUGGCGCCACUCAGGCGCUCGGCGGCAUUCAGAGUACUACUUCUAGCAGCACAGCGGUCUACACCUCAUCCACGGCAGUCUCAGACGGAGACAACCUCGUUGGAACCUUCAACGUUGAGGUGGCUUCAAGUUCUUCCAUCGCUCCAUCUGAGACCGACAAUGCUCAGCCAAGCUCCACCGAGUCCACUAGCUCCGCCAUUCCUCCAACCACAUUAAGCACUUCCUCGCCAACACCAACUCCAACAGAGGCCUCCUCAACCACCAAAUCAUCUGCAUCUUCCACAUCUGCCACUUCUACCACAUCGUCUAGUUCGUCUGGUUCCUCGAGCUCGGACUUCCAGGAGGCAAUCCUCAAGGCACACAACGACAAGAGAGCAUUGCACGGAGUUGAUGCACUUACGUGGGAUGACACUCUUGCUCAGUAUGCUCAGAACUAUGCUGACGAGUACAGCUGUUCCGGAGUUUUGACUCACUCCGGAGGAAAGUACGGUGAAAAUCUGGCAUUGGGCUACUCUACCACCGGUACCGUGGAUGCUUGGUACAACGAGGGAGCGAACUACAACUAUGGUUCUAGCUGUUCUGUUUAUGACCACUUCACCCAAGUUAUCUGGAAGUCGACAACGAAGGUUGGAUGUGGAUACAAACAUUGCAACGACUAUUGGGGAACUUACAUAGUAUGCUCCUAUGACCCUGCCGGAAACAUUAUUGGUGGAUGUGCUUCCAAUGUUCCUGCGCUUUCUUCUUAG